UAUUAGUCUUAAUGUUGUCCUUAUUUUGGAUUUGUGUGUCAUUUUGAAAGGGAUUACGUAGGCCUACAUUUCUGGAUGGGAUUGGUUCAAAACUAAAAACAUGAUCAAAUGGGAAAACAGAAUCAGCAGAUAUUUAUUCCUGAUGAUAUUACUACUCUGUGUGGUCAUCUACAUUGAAUACACAAGGACAUUCACACUCAUGACAUGGAAGAAGCAGUAUAAAUUACAGACUCUAGGCCGACCUCCUGACUUUGUGAGUGACAUGACAGACAGACUGACGGAGAUGUUGAAUGCAUCAACGGAUAUGCAGUCGUACAAGGUCACUAAUAAGUGCAACAAUUUGUGGUGGGCUUGUCGGUCUGAAAGUUGCUCUAGACAUUUAAGUCAGAACCCUAAAGAAAGACUCUGGGACAUACUGUCACCAAAACUGACACUGGCAGACCAGGAGCGUGAAAAGAUCGUCAGUUUGUCAUCCCAGAUCCCUGCCAGCAACAUCAUCUUCGCCACUGCCACGUCUGCUAAUCAUUACUAUGAAAGUCAGGCCAUGAUUCACAGGUUACACACAGUUGUCUUCCCUUAUGUUCCGAACAAGACUUUUGUUUUGCUAGAUCUAGGACUCACAAAGGAGCAAAGAAAUAAAACUGAGAAAGCGUGCCAAUGUCACGUGAUAUCAUUUCCGUUUGAAUUGUUUCCCACACAUUUUCGAGAGCUGCAUUCAUGUGCUUGGAAACCCGUUUUUAUCAUGGCUUGCAUGAUGAAAACAAAGAAACUGGUCGUUUAUCAAGACGCCUCAAUCUACUGGAAAGAGCAUAUUGUGGAGUUGUUAGAUAGGGGAGAUAAGCUUGGCCUACAGGUGUGGGGGGGAAGAGGCAUGCAUAACAUCCCUGGAGCUACUUUGAAAGGGAUGUUUGAUUUCUUUGGGGACCAGCCUUGUGCUUACAUAAACUAUACCCAGCUUCAAGCUGGUGUCAGUGUAUUUAAACAAACUCCAUUUGUAGUUCGGGCCAUACUCGAACCUUGGGCGAAGUGCGUGAUGGAGCUAGACUGCUUCUGUCCGAACUGCACUCGGGGAUACAGAGACUGUUCCAGCAGAAACAACACGCUACACAGGUGUCACAGGCAAGUGCAAUGCGGAACUAAACACAACAACACAAAUCAGAAGUAG
Messenger RNA from Biomphalaria glabrata, 1165 nucleotides. RefSeq lists its product as uncharacterized. NCBI's taxonomy places the organism in Eukaryota, Metazoa, Mollusca, Gastropoda, Planorbidae. The transcript is spliced from 8 exons. Bases 101 to 1165 code for a protein of 354 amino acids. The record is from RefSeq and is a predicted model, not a curated record.